AUGGCCGACGGGAUCAAGAUCCAUCGCAGACACGGCUUCUACGUCCUCGUCAUGGUCGUCGGAUGGGUACUGCCGCCCGUGGCCGUCUUGCUCAGGUUCGGCUUCGGGACGGACUUCUUGCUCAACAUCCUGCUCACUCUGUGCGGCUACAUACCAGGCCACGGCCACAACUUCUAUCUGCAGAACAUCCGGAACAACGAGAACCAGAAGCGGACGCCGAAGUGGGCGACCAAGGCGGGGCUAGUGAAGGACCAUUCGGCGGCGCGGCGGGCAAAGACGCACUCUCCCGACGACCGCUCCGUCGCCAGCAGCCGGCCCAGCACCCGGCACGAUCCCCACCCGCAUCGCCACACCCUGCCCGCCGUCCUGGGGCCCUCGGCGCCCGUCGCCCGCCGCAAAACCAGCCAGACCGUCCACAUCCCCUCCUCCUCCCGGGGCGCUCAGGACGACCCGUACUUCGUCCGCCGCGCCGCCUCCAUCCACGCCCCCUCCUCCGCCCACCCCAAGCCCGGCGACCCUCCGGCGGCCGCCCGCUCGCUGUCCCAGCGGCUCGGGCUCGGCGGGUCCAAGAAGGCCGCCCGGAAGAGCAGGUUCGACGUGGCCAACGAGGCCCGCUGCCAGUGGCAGAACCUCCCCCACCCUCGUCCCGACACCCCCGUCGCGGAGCCGGCCGGCCCCGACGGGCUCGACCACCAGUUCUGA
Puccinia triticina is the source of this 702-nucleotide messenger RNA. RefSeq lists its product as uncharacterized. NCBI's taxonomy places the organism in Eukaryota, Fungi, Basidiomycota, Pucciniomycetes, Pucciniales, Pucciniaceae. The coding region runs from base 1 to 702 and encodes 233 amino acids. The transcript has 6 exons. The record is from RefSeq and is a predicted model, not a curated record. Gene Ontology annotation, cellular component: membrane.